AUGUUUUUCAAGCGUACCAUCGUUGCUGCUCCAAACUCUUCGCAGCAGCAGCCUUCAAACAACAACACCACCACACAGUCCUCGAGUCGGACACCAUCCUCCAAUGAUGAUCGUGGUGGACCUGUUUAUAACUUUGAACACACAUGGAAACAUAUUAAAGAAGGAAUCAACAAGCUGAUCGAGUUUCUUGAUUCGAAUCUUACCAAGCCUUUUAAUUACACCGAGCAUAUAUCACUCUAUAGUGAUGUCUACAAUCUUUGCACUCAAAGAGUAGAUACUGGUGAUCCCUAUCUCAAUGCAGCUGAUUUACUCUAUGACAAACAUCGUAAAUGUGUUUCCGAAUAUUUGAAACAAAAAGUCAUUCCUUCUCUCAAAGAAAAACAAGGCCAAAUACUCCUCACAGAAGCUAUCAAACGAUGGAAAGACCAUCAAUUAAUCAUCAAAUACUUGUUGAAAAUAUUUCACUAUCUGGAUCGAUUCUAUACUAAAAAUAAUGGUAAAAACUCUCUCCGUGAAGUUUCUCUUGAUUUAUAUUAUGAAAAAGUCUAUUUGAAAAUUAAAACAGAUUUAGCACAAGCAAUCUAUGACAAAAUUCAAAGUGAAAGAGAUGGUGAAAUUACAGAUCGAUCCAUAUUAAAAGAUGGAAUUUCACUUUUCAUUGAAAUGGCUCAAGAGAAUCGACCAACCACCUAUGAAGAUGAUUUUGAAAAGAAAUUGUUGCAUGAAACUGAAUUAUAUUACAGUAGACAAAGUUCAAAAUGGAUUGAAGAAAUGAACUGUGUCGAUUAUAUGAAAAAAGUAGAUGAGAGAAUUGCAAGUGAAGAACGUCGAUGUUUAACUUAUUUGGCACCUCAAACAAAACCCAAAUUGAUGAAUGUUGUCUAUGAUGAAUUAAUUAGAAAACAUCAAAUGACCAUGAUCAAUAUGGAAAAUUGUGGAAUGGUUUCUCUAUUGCAAACCAUGGCAAAGGAAGAUUUGAGUCGAAUGUUUAAAUUUUUUGAGAUGAUUCAAAAUGUGAAACCCAUGGCUGACAAGUUGGAACAAUACAUUCGAGAGGAAGGUAUUAAAUUGUUAGAAUCGUUUGCAAGUAAGAGUGUUAUUGAUGUGAAGGGUUAUGUUGAAGGAUUAUUGCAAUUACAUGAUACCUUUUUGAAAUUGGUGAAUAUGGAAUUUAAAAAGAAUUCUCUCUUUUUAGAAGCCAUGCACAAUGCAUUUGUCUCUUUUGUGAAUAUGGAUUUAGUAUUAACCACCAACUCGAGUGCUGCCACUACUACUGCUACUUCAACUACUGCAACACCUUCCAUCGUGGCUACUACAUCUCCUCAGAAAAUCUCAAGUCCUUUGCCAUCCAUGACAACUCUUACGACUACUCCAAGUGCUACUACAACAACAACUACGAGUAUCACCACCACCAAUACUACCAUCACUACCACCACCACCACCACCACUACUACUACUACUACUACUACCAAUACCACAAGUGAUCCAUUCUCCUCUUCAUCACUUCUUUCCUCUACCAAUAGAGCAUCUGGUGCUGAAUUAAUAUCUUCCUACUGUGAUAUUGUCAUGAGAGAAAUUGACAAGUACGAUGAACUCAAAAUUGAUGAACUUUUUGAAAAUAUUGUUCGUCUUUUUGGUUAUUUGAGAGAUAAGGAUUGUUUUGUAGAAUUCUAUCGAAGACAAUUGAGUAAGAGAUUAAUCGUUUCAUAUAACAGCAAAACUACUUCCACACGAAGACUCUCUUCUGAUUAUGAUUCUGAACGUUUAUUGAUAUCAAAACUUAAAAUCAAAAUGGGAGCACAAUUUACAUCCAAAUUAGAAGGAAUGGUCAAAGAUAAAACACUCUCUGAAGAACUUGCUACUUCUUUCUCUGAAUAUUUAAAGAAUAAGGGUUUGACAUUACCACUUGAUUUCACACCACAAAUAUUAACCACUGGAUUUUGGCCAACACUCAAAUCAGAACCAAUGAAUCUCUCUGAAGAAUUUACAAAAUGUGUGAAUGCGUUUAAAGAUUUUUAUGAUUCAAGAACUGAAAGUCGAUCUUUGAAAUGGAUUCAUUCUUUAGGUACAUGUCAAAUAUUAGCAAGAUUUGUGAAUGGAGAUCGAGAUAUAAUGCUCAAUCAAUUUCAAGCGAUGAUUUUAGUUUUAUUUAAUAAUUCAAAUGAAUUGAAUACUCUACAAAUUCAAGAAUCACUUCAGAUACCAUUGGCAGAGAUCAAAAAGAAUAUCAUGGCAUUGUGUGCUUCCAAAAAUGCCAACAUUCUACUUAAAACUGGAAAUGCUAAAACUGUUUCCAAUGAAGAUGUCUUUAGUGUGAAUGUGAAUUUCACUUCUAACAAUCGAAGAAUCAAAGUACCAAAUCUGGUCAUCAAGAUGGAUGUGAAAGAGAGAGAAGAUGUUGAUCGCACAACUCAAGAAGAUCGUAAACAUGCCAUUGAAGCUGCCAUUGUUCGUAUUAUGAAAUCAAGAAAACAAUUGGAUCAUCAAAAUUUGGUAUUAGAAACCAUCAAACAACUCUCUUCACAUUUCUUACCUGAUCCAAAGAUUAUCAAGAAGAGAAUUGAGGAUUUGAUUUCACGUGAUUAUUUGGAAAGAGAUUCAUCCAAAGCAAAUGUGUAUCGUUAUUUGGCAUAA
Molecule: messenger RNA, 2634 nt
Organism: Naegleria fowleri
Lineage: Eukaryota; Heterolobosea; Eutetramitea; Acrasida; Naegleriidae
Exons: 3
Coding region: 1-2634 (877 amino acids)
Biological process (GO): ubiquitin-dependent protein catabolic process; protein ubiquitination
Cellular component (GO): cullin-RING ubiquitin ligase complex
Molecular function (GO): ubiquitin protein ligase binding
Source: RefSeq, a predicted model, not a curated record